CACUCGUCCUUGUGACAGCCUGGGCAUCGCAGUCAACAAGGACCAGCUAUUCUACUCCACCACUCCACAUCUGAUAUCAUUCCUAGCUUUCUGCCGAACAAAGCUCCAGAUUCACUCACAUUGACGUCGGUCGCAGUCACAGAACGCACUACAAAGAUCUUCCAAGUCGAGAUCGUUCCUGGAUUAGUCCAAACACGAGCAGCAAAAUGUCUAGCGAAGGAGGAGCCGUCGGCAAAGAGUCCAUCAACACUGAGAUCAUCACGCUCUCUAGAUAUCUCAGUGAAGAGCAGACAAAGCACAAGGAGGCUACAGGAGAUUUCACCCUUCUCUGCCAUGCGCUUCAAUUCUCGUUCAAGUCGAUAGCAUACUACAUUCGACGAGCAUCUUUGAUCAAUCUCUCCGGCCUAGCAGGUUCUUCGAACACCACCGGAGAUGACCAGAAAAAGCUAGAUGUGAUUGGCAAUGACAUCUUCAUAGCUGCUAUGCGCUCGAGCGGCCGUGUUCGUGUGCUUGUUUCGGAAGAGGAAGAAGAGGCUAUCAUCUUUGAUCAGAACCCACACGCUCGAUAUGCCAUCGCAUGCGAUCCGAUCGAUGGAAGCAGCAAUUUGGAUGCAGGUGUGUCAGUGGGAACAAUCUUCGGCAUUUACAGACUUGCAGAAGGAGCGAAGGGUAGCAAGGAGGAUUUGCUGGUGCCUGGAAGCGAUCUCGUGGCUGCCGGUUUCACCAUGUAUGGUGCUUCAGCACAGCUGGUGAUGACCAUGAAGGACGGCCCGGUGAAUGGCUUCACCAUGGACAAUGCCCUUGGUGAAUUCAUCCUUACGCAUCCUGACAUGAAAAUUCCCAAGAAGCGGGCCAUCUACAGCUGUAACGAGGGUAACAGCAAGUACUGGGAAGAACCCGUCAAGGAGUGGGUUGAAAGCCUCAAGAGUGCCGAGAAACCAUACUCUGCAAGAUACAUUGGAUCCAUGGUGGCUGAUGCCUACCGGACAUUGCUCUACGGCGGCAUCUUCGCGUAUCCAGCCGACAAGAAGUCGCCAAAGGGCAAGCUGCGAAUCUUGUACGAGUGCGGUCCCAUGGCUAUGGUAUUUGAAAAUGCUGGCGGUCAAGCAGUCGACAGCAAGAUGCGUCGCAUGGUGACGGUAGUGCCAGAGCAUAUCCAUGAUCGGAGUGGAAUUUUCCUGGGAAGUUAUGAUGAGGUGCAAAAGGUGAUAGAUAUCCACAAGAAGCACGGCAUCACCGCGGCGUGAGCGAGCCGAGGAGAGAGCGGGGGACGGCUGUAAGGACAAUUGAAAGAAUGGAUGGAUGGUGUGCUGCUGGUAUGAGACGCAGAGGUUGAGAUUCAGGACAGCAUGAUUCGUUGGGGAUAUGCAGGUGCAGCGUAGGAGCAAAUGACGCCGAACGCGCGUUGACCGCG
Messenger RNA from Pseudocercospora fijiensis CIRAD86, 1414 nucleotides. RefSeq lists its product as uncharacterized. Lineage: Eukaryota; Fungi; Ascomycota; Dothideomycetes; Mycosphaerellales; Mycosphaerellaceae. The transcript is spliced from 3 exons. Gene Ontology annotation, molecular function: fructose 1,6-bisphosphate 1-phosphatase activity. Gene Ontology annotation, cellular component: cytosol; cytoplasm. The coding region runs from base 207 to 1247 and encodes 346 amino acids. Gene Ontology annotation, biological process: sucrose biosynthetic process; fructose 1,6-bisphosphate metabolic process; fructose metabolic process. The record is from RefSeq and is a predicted model, not a curated record.